UUAAAGUCUGUUAUGAUUUUUACUUAAUAAACUCCAAACUUUAGAGAGUCGUGGAGCCCUUAUUUUUAGUUUUGUUCGACUGUAUCCUUUGAAGAAAGCUACCGCGUUAGCUAUGAUCAAUCGAAUGACUAAUGAUUAUAUUGCCACUUAUGGAAAGCCGCAGGUUGUAGUGUCAGAUCAAGCAAAACAAUUUGGCAGCCGAAUUUGGCAAUCACGUUUGAUUGAGUUAGGCAUUUCACCAACCCACACAAGUGUGUAUCAUCCACAAUCGAAUCCAUCAGAAAGAGUUAUGCGUGAGUUGGGUCGAUUUUUUAGAACAUAUUGUCAUGAAUACCACUCUAAUUGGCCACGAUAUGUCCCCUAUAUUGAAUGGGUAAUUAACAAUACUCUUCACGAAGCUACUGGAUUUACACCAAACGAAUUGUUUUGCCGUGAUAUAAAAUCAUCUCCUAUAAAGAAAAUAAUACAGUUUCCUCCAGGUUCAGACUUAUCCAAAGAACAGAAAUAUAUAAUGGCCCGUGAAAUGCAACUUUACAAAUCAAAUCAACGAAAACUGCGUCACGAUCGUACAAGGCCCUGCUAUUUCCUUUAA
Molecule: messenger RNA, 592 nt
Organism: Daktulosphaira vitifoliae (grape phylloxera)
Lineage: Eukaryota; Metazoa; Arthropoda; Insecta; Hemiptera; Phylloxeridae
Exons: 2
Coding region: 113-592 (159 amino acids)
Biological process (GO): DNA integration
Molecular function (GO): nucleic acid binding
Source: RefSeq, a predicted model, not a curated record